This is a messenger RNA of Entrophospora candida, 1056 nucleotides long. NCBI's taxonomy places the organism in Eukaryota, Fungi, Glomeromycota, Glomeromycetes, Entrophosporales, Entrophosporaceae. The record is from the annotation of a GenBank genome assembly.
AUGUUUUCACAACUUUCCAAAAACAUUUUUACUGAUGGUAGAAGAGAUUCUGCCACCAAUAAUAUAGAAUAUUCACAACUUACUAGUAGUGGUCAAAAUGGUUCCUCCUUAUUUUUCUCUGUACCAACCUUUCCUAUUCAAUCUGAAGCUAACCACCAGUCAAUAGCAUUGGAAACUUCGACACACUAUAAUAAUUAUGAAAAUGACGAGGAAUAUCAAUCUUCAGAACCUGCUUCUUCAUUUUUGUCAGGAAGGCCCAUUGAUAUUUUUCAAGAGGAACAGCCUACUGAGGCAGCCUCAAUUUACAAAGACGUUCCUCCCUUAACUUCAACUUCAAUAAUAAUAUCUCCUAAUGAUAAUCCGCUUUCAGAAAAUUUGCUAACUUCUUGCUUGAUACCCCCUCCUUUAUCGACUAAUAUUUCACAUAGAAAGUAUAAAGAUCCACCAACUCCAUUAAAAAAAUAUGCACAAAAUUCAAUAUUCUUUACCAUCCGUGAUAGUACUGGGCUUUUCUUUAUUUCAAUUGUAUUUUCUUUAUCUAUGGUUUUUCUUUGGACAUAUUUACUUCAUUCUUUUGCACAUGUUUUUGUGUGGGUAACUGUAAAAGUAGUGCCAUUUGUUGGAAUAUUAAUAUUUAUAUGGACAAUAACAGAGGCUUUUACAGGCGCACUACGUGACUCAGGAAUACCUGAUCCUCAAGAUGAUUUAAAUGAUCCAGAUCGUGACAACAUUCAAGAUAUUACUUCUUUAGCUUUAACCAAAACAACUACAAUUUCAUUUGGUACACUGUGUUUUGGAAGUUUUAUUCUUUCUAUAGUUUACACUCUCCAAGCGAUUGUUAAAAUGUGUAACAAAUAUCUCAAACGACAUGGAUGUUUCUAUUAUUUUACAAUUUUUCUGGAAUUCAUAAGCGCAAUCCUAGAUAUUUUCAAUAAUUAUGUAAUGAUUUAUGUUGGUAUUUCCGGAGAAGAUUUUUUAAAAUCAUCAAGAGCAGCUACUGAAUUAUUUAAAAAGAGUUUUUUAGAUGAAAAUAGAUCGGUUGAUGGUAAUAUUUGA